Molecule: messenger RNA, 1656 nt
Organism: Leopardus geoffroyi (Geoffroy's cat)
Lineage: Eukaryota; Metazoa; Chordata; Mammalia; Carnivora; Felidae
Product: olfactory receptor 4D2
Exons: 1
Coding region: 1-936 (311 amino acids)
Biological process (GO): G protein-coupled receptor signaling pathway
Cellular component (GO): membrane
Molecular function (GO): olfactory receptor activity; G protein-coupled receptor activity
Source: RefSeq, a predicted model, not a curated record
AUGGAACAAGGGAACCUCACGUGGGUAUCAGAAUUUGUCUUCCUGGGACUCUCACAGACUCGAGAGCUCCAGCUUUUCCUGUUUCUGGUGUUCCUGUUUGUCUAUACCACCACUGUCAUGGGAAACCUCCUCAUUAUGGUCACGGUGACCUCAGACACACGGCUCCACACACCCAUGUACUUUCUGCUCCGAAAUCUGGCUGUCUUAGACCUCUGUUUCUCCUCUGUCACUGCCCCAAAGAUGCUGGUGGACUUCCUCUCUGAGAAGAAGACCAUCUCCUACCAGGGCUGCAUGGCCCAGAUCUUCUUCUUCCACUUUCUGGGAGGCGCCAUGGUCUUUUUCCUCUCAGUCAUGGCCUAUGACCGCCUUGUUGCCAUCUCCCGACCCCUCCACUAUGUGACCAUCAUGAACACACAGCUCUGUGUGGGACUUGUGGUGGCUAGCUGGAUAGGAGGAUUCGUCCAUUCCAUUGCCCAACUGGCUCUGAUGCUUCCAUUGCCUUUCUGUGGCCCCAACGUCCUGGAUAACUUCUACUGUGAUGUCCCACAAGUGCUGAGACUUGCCUGCACUGACACCACCCUCCUGGAGUUCCUCAUGAUCUCCAACAGUGGGCUGCUGGAUGUCAUCUGGUUCUUUCUCCUCCUGACCUCCUACUCAGUCAUCCUGGUGAUGCUGAGGUCCCACUCCGGGCAGGCGAGGAGGAAGGCAGCUUCCACUUGCACCACCCACAUUGUCGUGGUGUCUAUGGUUUUCAUACCAAGCAUUUACCUCUAUGCCCGGCCCUUCACCCCCUUCUCCAUGGACAAGGCUGUGUCCAUCAGCCACACGGUCAUGACCCCCAUGCUCAACCCCAUGAUCUACACCCUGAGGAACCAGGAGGUGCAGGCAGCAGUGAAGAGACUAGGGAGGCGCCGGCUGGUUUGUAAAAGGGAGUGACAAUGAGUGGGUCACUUCUCUUUGGCUUUGUUUUCCAUUUGUAAAAUGGAGGGAAAGCUACUGUGUCUGCUGGCUAUCUUCAUAGCGUGUGCAUAUGUUGUGGAGGUCAUCAUAGAAGUGAGUGAGUUUUGAAACUAAGCAACUGACUCAGAUUUUUGGGAAAAAGGGAAAAGUCCCCUUUGGUGGCUAAGGUUUGUGCCAGGUGUCUAAAACCCCUGCUCACUGAGAAGUGUUCUCAUGACUCUGGAAAGCUACACCCUUCUUUCCCCCUUCUUGGGGGAAUCGUUUCCUCUUGUGAUGAGGGCAUUUCCCCCAGCGAAGGCACUUCUAGUUUAUGUGUUUUGACUUCUCUUCCCAGCACCCCUUUUGACCUGUGUCCAGAGUGUUAGAGAAAGCACAGACCUUGAAGACAUAGCCUUAGCUUGGGAGCCCUGGACCCAUAUGUUACCAGACUGCUGACCUUGGAUAAGCUACCUGGCCUCUCUUGAACUCAUGGAUUCCUCCUCACCAAACUGGCAUAAAGCAAUAUCUGUCCCAAUAAUCUCACAGAUUUGUUAUAAGAUCCAAAACGUGUAUAAGAAUAUUUUAUCAACCUUACAUAGAACCUAUGUGAGGGUUAUUGUCAUUGUUAUGAUUAUUCCUGACAUAUAUUUUUUCAUGGGUUGAGCGGUGUUUUGGAAGUGUUUGGUGGCAAUUCCUCAGUGCGGUGAGGGAGGCAUG